GUAUUACGCCGGCGACACACGUAGAGACGUUGAGACCAGACGCCGGGUUUGUUUAUCGGUUCAUUUCUGGGACCUUCAGAGAUGUCUGGACGUGUGUGUGUCAGCAUCCUCCUCCAAAGAGCUUCCAGCUGCGCGCGGCCACUGCCACCGUCACAGUAUACCCACUUGGAAGCAUCCCCCUCUUCUCAGCCUCGAUCAACCCACAAUCGAUACUUCUCAUCCCGGGGUGCGUUCAGAGCAGACCAGUUGGGCUCCAGGUUAGAGGACUCUUUGGGAAAUGGGUCUUUAAGUGGGCGACGCCUCUCAACUCGGCAGGAUCUGGACUUCCAUCUUAACCAGGUCCAGAUCAACAGUAUACUGCGGUUGAAUGAGCAGGCUGUAAGUGUUCCAGAGUUUGAUGGCAGGGGACUCAGUACUGUGAGAAAGUUUGAGAGCAACCAGCUGGCUGCUAACACCCCGAAUGAGGACCGUCGCAGUGCAGCCACCUGUUUACAGUCAAAGGGCAUGCUCUUUGGAGUGUUUGACGGCCACGGGGGCUGGGCGUGUGCGCAGGCCGUCAGUGAGCGGCUGCUUUACUACGCGGCAGUCGCCAUGAUGCCCAAGCAGAGCCUGGAGGAGCUCGAGAGAUGUGUGGAGCACGGCAGACCCGUUCCUCCCAUUUUGCAGUGGUACAAACACCACUCGGACUUCAACUAUCGGGAAUCUGCAUCGCUUUACAUCGACCACCUCAGAGUGUUCUGGCAAGAGUUACUGGACAGUGAGGAUCAUGGUGAAGGCAUGAGUCUUCCUGACGCUCUGGAUCAUGCCUUCAAACGACUCGAUGGGGACAUCUCCUUAGAGGCCCAAGUCCCUCUUUCCAAUGACCUGAUGAAAAGCACAGCCAUUCAGGUUGCAUUUGCUGGUUGCACUGCCUCUGUGGCUCAUAUCGGCACAGAGGGGAUCCACGUUGCAAACACCGGUGACUGCAGAGUAGUACUGGGGGUGCAGGAGGAGGAUGGUUCGUGGAGCGCCUUACCCCUUUCCCAGGACCACAACUCCCAAAAUAAGGCUGAGGUGGAUCGGAUCAAGGCCCUGCACCCGUCCUCAGAGAAGGACACAGUGAUCACAGAUGACAGACUUCUUGGGGUUCUGAUGCCGCUGCGUGCUUUUGGUGACGUGCGAUUCAAGUGGAGCCACGAGUUGCAGCAGAGCGUUUUAGCCGGCCUGGAGUCCAGAGUGGACCUGGACUCUCUCAAUCUGUACCAGUACACUCCACCUAACUACUUAACGCCGCCCUAUUUGGACGUGGCACCCGACAUAACCUAUCACAAGCUGAGGCCCAAGGACCGCUUUCUGAUCCUCGGCACUGACGGCCUGUGGGAUGAACUGUCGAGCGAGGAGGCUGUACGACUCGUUGGAGAGCACCUCAGUGGGAUUCACCUCCAGGCUCCAGUUUCUCCAUCAGAGAGGCAGCUGAAAUUGGGUCAGAUGCAUGAACUCCUGCUUAAGCGCAGGGCCCGCGCAUCCCCGGCUCCGGACACCAAUGCAGCCACGCACCUCAUCAGGCGCGCUCUCGGCACAGGGGAGUACGGAGAGCUGUGCCACGAGAGACUAGCCUCUAUGCUCGCUCUGCCAGAGGACCUGGCUCGCAUGUACAGGGACGAUAUCACAGCCACUGUGGUGUAUCUGAACUCUAACCUGGCCAGACCCCAACACGACUGAAAUUGAAACAAAGAAAUUUCCAGUGUUUUAUAUGCAAAGAUUACAAAUCUAUCAACUCAUAAUAUGUUCUAUAUUUAUAAUAAAAGCAUCUAUCAGGUCAAAACACAUAUUUUCUGGAGAAAUGCUUUUCGUCCUGUACUGUUUUAAUGAAGGACUGUUUUUACAGACAUCUUGAGUUGCAUGUUACUAAAAGAAAUGUUGAAAAGAAGCCCAAUGUAUAAUGCAGACACUUACAUCGUUCCUUGCCUGCAACUACUUUUAUGCCUUUUUUUUCCCUUGCACAGUUUGCUUUUAGACAAUCAGUCUGUGAGAUUUCUGUCUUGUUUACUUGACCUUUGUUUAAACUGUGAAGUACAGUCUGUGUAAUUGUUGUGUCCCCCAUGUGUUUGUUAUGUGUUGUACUGACACUCCGCUCACUGUGAAAAAGAUGCAGAUGUUACAGAUAACAUAAUCUAUCUAUUGUUUCGUUUUUGACGUCAGAGCCGUUGUCAAUAAAAAGUGAAUGAAAACAAAA
Messenger RNA from Labrus bergylta (ballan wrasse), 2215 nucleotides. RefSeq names its product putative pyruvate dehydrogenase phosphatase isoenzyme 2 (gene pdp2). Gene Ontology annotation, molecular function: cation binding; [pyruvate dehydrogenase (acetyl-transferring)]-phosphatase activity. NCBI's taxonomy places the organism in Eukaryota, Metazoa, Chordata, Actinopteri, Labriformes, Labridae. The record is from RefSeq and is a predicted model, not a curated record. Gene Ontology annotation, biological process: protein dephosphorylation. Gene Ontology annotation, cellular component: mitochondrion.